This is a messenger RNA of Staurois parvus, 493 nucleotides long. NCBI's taxonomy places the organism in Eukaryota, Metazoa, Chordata, Amphibia, Anura, Ranidae. The record is from the annotation of a GenBank genome assembly.
UAGGAUGGAGGAGGAGGGUGAUCGGAGGAAUUCUGUGGGGACAGGGUCAAGGGGGCAAGUGGUGAGGCGGGCUUCUGAGAAGACUUUAGUGACCUUCUCAGUGGUAGCAGUGCCAAAGGAGCGGAGUGUUGGGGAGGAUAAGGUGUGCGGGAUGUGGUGGGGGGCAGGGCGGUUGCAAGGUCAGAGGAGGGGAGAGUUGAUGGGGUUAUAGUGGGAGGGAGGCUAGGUGGGGAGGUAGGUUGAGCAUUGGCGAUGUCCUUACGGAUUGCGUCAAUCUUGUUUUGGAAGUGAUUGGCAAUCUUGUGGGCGGUGAGUGAGGUACUGGUUGGGGUGGGGGGGGAGAGAGUAGGGAGUUGAAAGUGGAGACGAGCCGGCGAGGACAGGUGGAGAGGGUGUUGAUGAGGGGUAGCGAAGUAGGCUUGUUUGGCGGCAUGGAGGGAGGAGGUGUAGGUGAGGAAGGCGGAUUUGUAGAGGGAGAAAGCUCAAGGGGAUC